AUGCCUCUGAUUCUCAAACCAAUCGACAAUCAUGAAACUGCGUCCUGGGGCCUGAGUAUCAGCAGCUCAGACUUCCAGAAGCUCAAAAGCGGUUUCAGCCCCAUGUCUAUGGAUGAUAAAUGGGUCAUCAGGGCUAUGGAGCCAGAUCAGAACGGCAACAUCACCGUCCACUAUGCCCGAAGCUGGACAGGGGCCCAGUUCUAUAUCCUCACUCUGAAGCCAGCAGAAAAUAAUUGUGCUGUGGUUGAAACUAUCACAUGGCGGCGUGGUCAAAAUGCUGGUGCCACCCCGUCGAGCAAACAGGCUCGGAAAGAGACUGUUAUUCUCUCUAGAAUGUUGCUUGGAUGCCAGUUUGAAUCACUUCCACACUACGAUUCAUCGAUUUUCUGGAACCCCCAAGAUGAUGAAAGUGAUGAUUAG
Molecule: messenger RNA, 420 nt
Organism: Clonostachys solani
Lineage: Eukaryota; Fungi; Ascomycota; Sordariomycetes; Hypocreales; Bionectriaceae
Source: the annotation of a GenBank genome assembly